GAAAUGAGCCACAGCAAUGCAUAAUCCCUUGGUUCGCUAUUCCUCCUGCCUCCACGAGGGGGCGCAAGUGCAGCCAGAGUUUGCUAGAGAGUAAUUUAGGAACCAAAAGCGAGGCGCUGUGUUUCCCUUCCAUGCAGGGGAUUGUGUAAGUCACUGCACAAAGCGGAAUUGUCGUGGAGCUGCAGCAAAGGCUUAAACUAUAAGCAUGAAGAAAUUAAAGCUGAAAGAACUUGAAAGCUGCCUUCAACAAGUUGAUACUUUUGAUGAUCCAAAAUUACUGCUUGAACAAUAUCCAACAAGGCCACACAUUGCAGCAUGUAUGCUUUAUACAAUUCACAAUACCUUUGAUGAUAUCGAAAACAAGAUAGUUGCAGACCUUGGGUGCGGUUGUGGUGUUCUGAGCAUUGGAAGUUCCAUGCUGGGUGCAGGGUUAUGUAUAGGAUUUGAUAUAGAUCCUGAUGCCCUAGAUGUAUUUAGCAAGAAUGCUGAAGAAUUUGAGCUCACAAAUAUUGAUAUGAUUCAGUGUGAUGUCUGUUCUCUGCCUGACAAAAUGCCAAAAACAUUUGAUACAGUUAUUAUGAAUCCUCCCUUUGGAACGAAACACAAUAAAGGCAUGGAUAUGGCUUUUCUGAAGACAGCACUGCAGAUGGCAAGAACAGCUGUAUAUUCCUUACACAAAACGUCAACCCGGCAACAUAUUCAGAAGAAAGCAGAGGAAUGGAAGGUGAAGAUGGAAGUUUUAGCAGAACUGAGGUAUGACCUACCAGCAUCAUACAAGUUUCAUAAGAAGAAAUCAGUGGACAUCGAGGUUGAUUUUAUUAGAUUCACUUGUGACAAAAAGAUGAAUGGAGGAAUGACAUAAAACUUUUUUAGAAGAAUAAAAAAAUCUUUUUGGAGUGCUA
Anolis sagrei ordinatus is the source of this 902-nucleotide messenger RNA. RefSeq names its product methyltransferase 5, N6-adenosine (gene METTL5). Lineage: Eukaryota; Metazoa; Chordata; Lepidosauria; Squamata; Anolidae. Gene Ontology annotation, molecular function: nucleic acid binding; rRNA (adenine-N6-)-methyltransferase activity. The record is from RefSeq and is a predicted model, not a curated record. Gene Ontology annotation, biological process: rRNA methylation.